This is a messenger RNA of Pestalotiopsis fici W106-1, 1185 nucleotides long. RefSeq lists its product as uncharacterized. The record is from RefSeq and is a predicted model, not a curated record. The transcript has a single exon. Gene Ontology annotation, cellular component: fungal-type cell wall. The coding region runs from base 1 to 1185 and encodes 394 amino acids. Gene Ontology annotation, biological process: fungal-type cell wall polysaccharide metabolic process. NCBI's taxonomy places the organism in Eukaryota, Fungi, Ascomycota, Sordariomycetes, Amphisphaeriales, Sporocadaceae.
AUGUUCUCCAAGUACAUUGUUCCGGCUAUUGCCGCCACCAACCUGCUCAAUGGAGUCGAGGGUUCCUCCCGCCACCGACACCUGCACAAGAAGGAUGUCGUCUAUGCUGCCACCGAGGUUGAUGUCACCACCGUCUGGGAGACCGUGACCGUCACCGCUGGCGACGAGACCCCCGCCGCUACUCCCUCGGCCGCCAACUUUGUUGCUGCCGCCGCCCCCGACUCUUCCUACGAGGCAUCCUCUGUCGCGACCACUGCCACCUCUUCUUCCGAGGCCGUCAUUGUCGCCCCGACCACCUACUCGACCCCCAGCACCACCACUCUGUCCACCGUUCAGACUUCUGCUGCUGCCCCCGAGACCAGCUCCACCAGCACUUACGUUGCUGUCACCACUACUGCCGCUGCUUCCACCACUUCCACAGCCGCUGCCAGCACUACUUCGGCUGCUUCGACCGGCUCUUCCAGCAGCAGCGGUACCAAGCGUGGUCUUGGUUACAACGAUGCUUCUCUCGUCUCCACCAUCGUCUCUGCCGCCUCCGCCUCGUUUGGCUGGUGCUACGACUGGGGCUUCACCAACGGUGGCCUGACUGCCAACAUCAACUACAUUCCCAUGCUCUGGGGUCCUACCCACUACGACUCCUCCUGGAGCGAGGCCGCUUCCGCCGCCGUCUCUGAUGGUGUUGAGGCUCUUCUCAGCUUCAACGAGUGCGACAAUGCUGGCCAGGCUAACCUCGAUGCCGCCACUGCUGCCACCUACCACACUGAGUACUUCUCCGAGUACCAGGGCAAGAUCAAGAUUGGUGCUCCUUCCAUCACCAGCAGCGCUGACGCCGGACUCGGUCUCGACUGGCUCGCCUCUUUCAUGUCAGCCUGUGGCAGCAGCUGCCCCAUCGACUUUGUCAACCUGCACUGGUACGGUCCCGGUGGCGAGGAGGGUGCUCAGACCUUCCUGGACUACCUUGUUGAGGCCUACACUCAGACCAACUACCCCGUCUGGGUCACCGAGUUCGGUGUCACCUCGGGCGACGAGGACACUUUCCUCACCUACGCCCUUGACCAGCUCGACAACAACUCGACCUACAGCUUCGUCGACAAGUACGCCUACUUCUACCUCGCCACUGGCUACCUGAUGGAGAGCACCACUAGCCUCAGCACUGCCGGUAGCAUCUACGCCUCGUCUUCGUAA